Messenger RNA from Entelurus aequoreus (snake pipefish), 1453 nucleotides. RefSeq names its product lysine methyltransferase 5Ab (gene kmt5ab). Gene Ontology annotation, molecular function: histone H4K20 methyltransferase activity; protein binding. The coding region runs from base 142 to 1170 and encodes 342 amino acids. The transcript is spliced from 8 exons. The record is from RefSeq and is a predicted model, not a curated record. Lineage: Eukaryota; Metazoa; Chordata; Actinopteri; Syngnathiformes; Syngnathidae.
UAAACUCCACCACGUUUCCAGCACACAGUAGUUUGUAUGUGCUGCCGUCUUUAACAAUAAACUAGCGAGGGGAAAAGUGGACAACGAGCGGUACAUUUAAUUUGUCGCCACUCACAACGGAAAUGCAUUUGUGAAACUGAAAUGGCAAAAGGGAAAAAACAUGAGCUAAGGACGGACAACAAACUUGAAAACACUCCCGAACAAAAAAGGAGCGCGGAGGACAUCAAGGAAAACCUGCCCGCUGCUUACAAGAAGCAGGAUUGCACCAGAAAAGCACAAUCUUCCCCCCCGAGUGUACACAGUCCCAGCAAAUCCAGAUCGCCUCUGAGUGACACGUCAAGCAUGUUGAUUCAGGAAGGCAACGAGUCAGACGUCAAUCACGUGGACGCUGCGUCCAAAGUGAACAAAGACAUCCCUAAUGAGACACACUCUGAUGUGUGUCAACCCAAAGUGGGCGGGGCCGAGCGGGACAGCCGCAAUUACGAGACGAAAGAAGACGUUGCGCAUCAACCUCAACAAAAGGAGUCGCCGGCGCACUCAAACGUUGUGCCUGCGGAAGACCGCAAAGUGUCCGCGGCAAAAUCCCGAAGUCGAAACCCUCGCAGAGUCAAAGGAAAAAAGACGGAGAAUAAUGCCACCCAAAACAGGAAGGUGACAGAAUUCUUUCCCAUCAGGAGAAGUCACAGAAAAACUAAAGGAGAGCUCAAGAACGAAGAGCACAAGCACAUAGACGACCUCAUAAAGAACGGCGUCGAGGAGGGAAUGCAGGUGCGAGUGAUGGAGGGCAAAGGUCGAGGGGUGUUUGCGACCCGGGUCUUCACAAAGGGGGACUUUGUAGUGGAGUACCACGGUGACCUGCUGGAACUGACCGAGGCCAAACUGCGAGAGGCCCGCUACGCCCAGGACCCUCAAACGGGCUGCUACAUGUACUACUUCCAGUACAACACCAAAACAUACUGCGUGGACGCCACCAUAGAGACGAGCCGCCUGGGGAGGCUGAUCAACCACAGCAAGGCAGGCAACUGCCACACCAAGCUGCACGCCAUCGAUGGCGUCCCCCACCUCAUCCUGGUGGCGUCCAAAGACAUCCGGGCCAACGAGGAGCUGCUGUACGAUUAUGGCGACCGCAGCAAAGCGUCCAUCUUGGCUCACCCGUGGCUCAAGCACUGAAAAUGCUUUUCACGGAUUCGAACUGGUGCUUUUUUUAAAUUAUGUUUAAAAAAAAAAUGGAUGAAAAAUAACAUUCGUCCUUCCAUUUUGAAUGAAAUAGUUUUUAAACAUGCUCUUGGAAUGUGCUUUUUUCACAUCCUCUAAUCAUGCUUUUUUCUGCUUAUCAAACUGUAGCCUUUCCUAUCAAAUAUUGGAAAUGUUGCCUAUUGGCUAACAUGCCCACUCAUGUAAGUUAUUAACUGUGCUGUACAUUGAAGAAUAAAACACAUAAGGAGCUGAAAUG